Molecule: messenger RNA, 1021 nt
Organism: Rotaria sordida
Lineage: Eukaryota; Metazoa; Rotifera; Eurotatoria; Philodinida; Philodinidae
Source: the annotation of a GenBank genome assembly
AAAAUAGGAAUUUGAAAAAACAUGCGACGUUCGAAAGAGGAUAUUCUAAUCUGGCUUACCGAAAAAAACGUUUAAUGGGGAAAUCGAUAUGCUUCACAAAAAAGAAUAUGUUCCAUUGUAACCUUCUUCAAUGUUGAAAAUGUUUAAUAGGCAUAUAAUCUUAGUUGACGAAGACAAAGGAAAAAUUUUGAAGAUUCUACUUAAUUUGGCUUAGAUUUUUCGUACCGUUCUUUUGGACACUAUAUCUCCUUAUUUGCAUUUCUGGAAGAUUAAGUAAAAGGAUAAUAAAGAAAUGUAUCCUAUAAUAGAUAGAAUAAAACAAUUACCCGAGGAUUAGCAACAGUAACUACAUCGUGUUUCACAUUUUAAUCUCAUAGGAAUUGUGCUAAUAACUGUUUGUUUUUCUUUUAUUAGUAUAUUAGCGUAUCGUUCGGUUGAUAUUCGUAAAUCGUUACAAUUCGAAGAAUUAGUUGUUCGUGAAGAACUUGAAUAUUUAAUUGAAGAAGAAGUAGCAAAAUUAACAAUACAUAGUUGGCUUAAUAAAUGUUUAAAAUGUAUUAAAGCAAAAGAUCAAACAAAUGUUAGUAAAAAUUUACAAUGUAGUAAUGAAUUAGCAUUUUUUCGUGAAGCACAAGCAAUAACAAUAUACGAAUCAUUAAAAAGAACAACAGAUAAUGUAGGCAGUGAAGAAGAACGACGAAUAAAAAAUCGUGAUGAUCAACAACAACAACAAAUACAAAAAGAUGUUGUCAAAGAUAAACUUGAUAGGACAACUACAUUACCAAUACCUUCAAAUGAUUUCAAUAAUUCAAACUAUCGAACACAAGCAGGUAUACGUAAUACACCUAUUGAAUCUAAAGGAGUACGACGGUCAAUGUCACAACAAUUACAACAAAAUGUUAGUUUGACUUUAAGUAGUGAUGAAUCUUAUCGAUGGCGUUCAUGGCAAACAAGUAAUUUUAAGCAUGGGCGAAAAGAUGUUGAAUCAUGGUGGACUAAUCAAUUUCAAAUGUCAACUUAA